Molecule: messenger RNA, 897 nt
Organism: Spinacia oleracea (spinach)
Lineage: Eukaryota; Viridiplantae; Streptophyta; Magnoliopsida; Caryophyllales; Amaranthaceae
Product: proline-rich receptor-like protein kinase PERK10
Exons: 3
Coding region: 1-897 (298 amino acids)
Source: RefSeq, a predicted model, not a curated record
AUGGCCGGAAACACUAGUUCAUCCGACGACAUCACUCGCCGCUUCGAAGCCAUGGAGCAGCGCAUCAACAUCCUCCAAAGGGAAAACGAAGCGCUGCAAUCCCAAGUCAGGUCUACCGCCUCCAUCGCCACCGGAUCCAGGUUCCAAUACCGACGCGACACCUCCGGGCUGAACCGCCGCUUGGAUCUGGAUGCUGCCCCGGAUCACCCCCUCCACGUACCCUUUGGCGAACCUGGAGGUCCUGUUCUCCAGCAGAUCCGCGAGUUCGAUCCACUACCGAAUCAUCCCCGCUCUAACCCGAGUUGGCUUCCCCCACCUCCAACUCAACCAUUUUCCGCAGGAACAUCGACGACAACCGUCACCACGACGGCUGCUCGGGUCAUCCCAUCUCAAGCCGGCACGACGACAUCCGCCAUGAUGUCGAUCCCUACCUCCGCUCCAGCAUCCCGACCGUUACCUCCCCCAAUGGUGACCAUGUCGAUGCCUCUACCCGUUUCACUCCCAACACCAGGAUUGGCGCCGGUAGCUCAGAUGCAACGGGACCAAAUCCUCUCCCAGCAAGUCGUCCAACCCGUUGUCAACGUAGUCGCUUCGGCACCAGGAACGCUCCCCCAGUUGAUGACAGCUCCCCCAGCCAGCCAGGCGCCACAAACAGUGUUGCCAAGCGCACUAAUGCGACCUGACUCUUCUCGAAACUAUUCUCCAUACACUCCUCUUAAUAGGUACCCACGCGACUCAAGGAACGCCCCAAUAUAUGCAGCAAGUGGUACCGCAGUUUACUCCCCACCAGCCUCAUGGCGUAUACCCCCAAAAUACCUAUUAUCAGCAUCUCCACGCCAGUCUAAUGAACCACCUUUCAAAGAUGGGGAAAGCAGUGCAAUGGCCGCCAAAGUCUAG